Molecule: messenger RNA, 1624 nt
Organism: Bubalus bubalis (water buffalo)
Lineage: Eukaryota; Metazoa; Chordata; Mammalia; Artiodactyla; Bovidae
Product: killer cell lectin-like receptor 2
Exons: 8
Coding region: 110-823 (237 amino acids)
Source: RefSeq, a predicted model, not a curated record
CAGAAGAGCCAUCCUGAGUCCAGCUCACACAUCUGUGCCAUUCGCCCACUGGGGUUUACCUUUUCUCUUUGGACUAGACUUCAGCAGAAAUCGCCGAACUAACACAGAGAUGAGUGGAAAACAUGCAACAUAUGCAACGGUGAAACACAUCCCUUCCAAAAAGCCAGAGCGAAAAGAAAAGACAAAAGAGCAGCUAAUUUACACAGAAGUGAAAACAGUCACUUCACAGUCCAACCAGACAAAGAUAACAAGAACUAAAUCACCUGAAGAAAAAGGGUCUUCAGUUCCAUUUCCUUGGUGUUUCACGGUAGUGAUUCUCGGAAUCUUCUGUUUCCUUCUCCUUUUAACCACAGGAAUCUUAGGAUUUAUGGUUUUCCAGGGUGGAUUACCAGAGCCUCCACUGGACAAUGGAACACAAGAAAAUUCCACAUCUAAAAACAUGACUCUCAAAGAGAAACCACUUAACACAGGAAAGGAAUGUAAAAGUAAAUGGUCGUGUUGUGGACAGAAAUGUUACUAUUUUUCGGAUGAAUCGAAGAACUUUGAAGAAAGUAAAAAACGCUGCAAGGAAAUGGACUCCACACUUCUUAAGAUAGAAGAUAAGGAAGAACUGAACUUCAUUCAAAGCAGACUAUCCUAUUUCUAUUGGAUUGGAUUAUCUCGUAAAGGAACCAAAAAUCAAUGGACAUGGGAAGAUAAGUCAUUGCCUUUUCUAAAAUUUGAUUGGAAAGAGUCAAACGAAGGAAACUGUGCAUAUAUUAAAGCAACAAAGAUGUCUGCUUCUGACUGUUCCAGAUUCAUGCACUUCAUUUGUGAGAAGUAGAUAGCUUGUCUUGCUACCUGAUGAAAAGACAACCAAGGACACAUUCAACAACGUUUCCUUAUAAAAACUCAGACCCUUGGAAGUCCAGUCUGUAUAUCUCUCAUUUCAGAAUGCUUUGUUAUGGGCUGCACCUAUAUUUGAGCUUGAUAGAGAUACAUUGUGGACCCUCCACUUCUGCCUCUUUCAAACAUAAAUCCCAGAUCACACCAGUUAUGAGCACAGGUUGGCAGAGUGAGAAAGUAUCAGUGCAUCUCAUGAACCUUAGGACUGUGUAGUCAAUUUCUGCUACUCACACAGAUUUAGUAAGUAAUCUUGCAAACUGUUGUCACUGCCAUGUACAUUUUACCUGGGAUUUAAUGCCAAGAGUAAAUGAAGUCAUUAUUCUGUAUCAAUUGUAUAUGCAUUUGUUUGAUUUCUUACUUUUUAGCAGAAAGACAGUAUAGUAACAGAAAGAAAACAAAUAGAUCUGUGUUUGUGACCUAUACCACAACUAAUAGCCUGAAUGCUCUCUGGCAAGUCCAGACUUCUGGGUAUGAUUCCGUAUUGCAAAGUGGCUGUACCAUUUUGCAUUCUAUUAGCAGUGUAUGAGAAUUCCAUUUGCUAAUGUCCUACUAACUUUAAUAUUGAAAAAAUUAAAAAAAAUUUUAAUAAGGUGUUGUAUAAUAAAGGUAUAUUUGCAUAUCUCUAAUGAAUGUUGCCGGGAGAAAUAUCGAUAACCUCAGAUAUGCAGAUGACACCACCCUAUGGCAAAAAGUGAAGAAGAACUAAAAAGCCUCUUGAUGAAAGUGAAAGAGGAGAGUG